This is a messenger RNA of Fragaria vesca subsp. vesca, 1769 nucleotides long. RefSeq names its product probable protein phosphatase 2C 27-like. The transcript has 4 exons. Bases 291 to 1448 code for a protein of 385 amino acids. Gene Ontology annotation, biological process: protein dephosphorylation. Gene Ontology annotation, molecular function: protein serine/threonine phosphatase activity; cation binding. The record is from RefSeq and is a predicted model, not a curated record. NCBI's taxonomy places the organism in Eukaryota, Viridiplantae, Streptophyta, Magnoliopsida, Rosales, Rosaceae.
AGACACACACCACCUUCAAUCAAUUUCCCCUUUCUAGGGUUUCCACUGAUCACCAUUAUUUCACCACCAGAAAAAAGAAAUCCCAAUAUUCUUCUUCUUCUUCAAUUUAUUACAUUUUUCAUCUCAAUUCAAUUCAAGGAGGUUUGAUUUGUGCUGUGUGGAUUCUUAAUUUGAUUCCUCGAAAAGGAAUUGGAUUCGGAUAAGAUAAGAUAAGCGAGGAUUUGGUGAUAUUUUGGAUUUUUUGUAGAUCUGAAGCAAAUUUGAUUUCAACGAGUUCUGGUUUCGAUGAUAUGCGAGUGAAGAUGGCUGCCAGUAUGGAUUUUUCGCCUCCGACUACCAUAUUUGAAGGUGUUUGCUACAAUGACAACAUGUCAGCGUUGGAUGAUCAUGAUGAGAAUAUCCACAGUUUGAAGCAUAUUCCGAAUGGAAAGCCUCCGAGGGUAAUGCGGCACAGUUUGAGCUCCAUGAGGUUGCUCUCCCCUGAGGAUUUGUUGGAAGUUGGGGUUGUAGCCAGUAAGUCACCGUCGAAUGAAAAUACAAACUUUCUCCCAGUGUUCCGAUCAGGAAGCUGUGCUGAAAGAGGACCGAAACAGUACAUGGAGGAUGAACAUGUUUGUGUCGAUAAUCUUGUUGAACAUCUAGGUGAAACUUCUGACUUCCCUUUGCCUGGUGCUUUCUAUGGGGUAUUUGACGGCCAUGGAGGUACAGAUGCAGCAUUGUUUAUCCGAAACAAUAUUCUUAGAUUCAUAGUUGAGGAUUCUCAUUUUCCAACUUGUUUGGAGAGGGCUAUUAAGAGUGCCUACGUGAAAGCUGAUCAUGCAUUUGCAGAUGCAAGUUCUCUUGAUAUCUCCUCUGGUACCACUGCUCUGACUGCCCUUAUUUCGGGAAGGACCCUAAUAAUUGCCAAUGCUGGGGACUGUCGAGCUGUGAUGGGAAAAAGGGGUAGAGCAAUAGAGAUGUCAAAAGACCACAAACCAAAUUGUGCAUCUGAAAAGCUAAGAAUUGAGAAGCUUGGUGGUGUGAUUUAUGACGGGUACCUCAAUGGACAAUUAUCUGUGGCUCGUGCUCUAGGAGAUUGGCACAUGAAGGGACCUAAAGGCUCUGCAUGCCCUCUAAGUGCAGAUCCUGAGUUGCAGGAGACAUGCCUGACCGAGGAAGAUGAGUUUUUGAUAAUGGGGUGUGACGGUUUGUGGGAUGUAAUGAGUAGCCAAUGUGCUGUGACAAUGGCGAGGAAAGAACUGAUGAUCCAUAAUGAUCCUGAAAGAUGCUCAAGAGAACUGGUCAGAGAGGCACUCAAGCGUCAUACUUGUGAUAAUUUAACUGUUAUUGUGGUUUGUUUUUCCCCAGAUGCACCCCCUCGGAUAGAGGUUCCUCAAAGCCGAGUCCGAAGGAGCAUUUCUGCAGAAGGGCUUAAUUUGCUGAAGGGUGUACUGGACUGCAACUCGUGAGUUAAAGAGGAACAGGACCAUCGAGUUAUGUACAGAAUUCCAAGGAUUUAAAAUUGGUGAGGGGGUAACAUUGUACCCCAAGUAGUUGCUGUCGUUCGUGUAGCAGUUAUUUGAGUUCAGCCUCAGUCAGCCUCAUUCAAGGGAACAUUAUUUAUGCAUAGGGUUAUUUGUCAUGUUGUAUAUACUGUACAUCUAACAAGCCCUGUAGACUACUGUUGUACCAUUGGAAGUAUUCAUAUUCAUUAUUUGAUUUCCACUUAAUUAUGCGACUUGUACAGUGUGAAGUAAUUUAUCCAAAAGCGGAUGUUCUUGAAGGGAUUG